AUGCCUCCGCGAUCUUUCACAGACCUGCCAACUGAGAUAUUGGAAAGCAUCUUCCUCAACCUCGACCCAUACUCUCUGAUAUCCGUCUCGCAAACGAACAAGCCUAUCAAGCAGAUCAGCGCCGACUCGCCCAUCGUGUGGCGGCACUUGUGCCAGACGGAGUUCAAGACAUGGGACGCACGCCACAACAUUGCCGCAAAGCUUGCUGGCCCACUGUCAGAUGUUGAAUGGCGGUCACUGUACAUUCAGAAAUCGAUAGUUGGAACACGAACGAGGGAACUGUUGAACCACAUCGUGCACACACAGCACCAGCGAAUAAGAUGCAUCAAUGAGAUUGCAGACUAUGGAUACGAUGCGAAAGAGGCGUUGUUGCGGGAAUUGAAUUGUCCAGACAGUGCUUCGGAUGUACUGGCGAGACGAUACUACGCGAAUGCUAUUCUGGAGCGUAUACAUCGCGAAGUUGCGAUCCGGGCCUGGACGGACCUGCAUGACAAUAAAGAUGUGCCACUCGAGCGGGCACUAGGCGCAUUUGAUGUGUUUGCACGAGUUGGAGAAGAGGUGGACAUGGAUGUUAUCGAAGGUGCUAUCGAUCAACUCGCCAAGGGGGUGGUUGACCAGUACCCUGACUUUGGCAACUUAAGUCCGCGGGUGAAGGCCUCGACACUUGCCACCUACCUCCGUGAUCAGGGCUUCAGAGGGGUACCAGACUCAUCCUACCGUGCUCUUGCCAACUCAUUCAUAGGCUUGGUACUUGCAUCUGCCACUCAUCAGUCUCUGCCGCUCAUUUCAGUUGCCAUAUACUGUGCGCUUGCUCGUCGCGUAGGCCUGGAUGCUCGGCCUUGCGGCUUCCUGUACCACGUCUACACGCUUGUUUAUGCUCCACCGAACCACAAUCUCGAUGGAAAGUACAAGCCUUCGAGCUCUUCUCAGCUCGAAUACAUGUACCUUGACCCAUUUCGCUCUUCUGACGAAGUGCAACUGGGCGAUCUUCAACGCGUGCUGCGAGAUAGGGGUGUACCACAAGCGGAGCAAAAGCACUUUCUCACCGAUACAACAACCAGGGAAAUGGUGUUGCGGACAGCACGUAAUAUCAUGAACUCAGUCCAGACGAUCCGACAAACCGAGGCAGGACUACGUGGCAUUCAGGCCUCAUGGCUCAACUACACACCCGACAUGGACAAUGCCUACUACGCGACCAUCUGGGCGAUGAUGGUUCUUGGCCCUGCGCAUGAAGUCCCUGGUCCUACCUCCACAAGUCGCAGGCGCCAGUAUCUGCCCUAUCUCCUCGAACACUUCCAGACGCACUUUCCGUGGGACGUCACGCUGCUCGAGCAAUACGUCAUCCCCAUGUUCUACAACCAACCUGAGGGACAGCGCUUGCUGCAAUUCGUCCAGUCCAUGCAUCAAGUUGAUGCAAUGCGGAAGCCUGUUUUGCAGCGCGAUGAGAGGACUGCGAAUGUAAAGUUCAAGAUUGGACAGCUGUUCCAGCACAGACGGUACCACUACGAAGGAAUCGUUACCGGUUGGGAUGUCAGCUGCGAUGCCGGAGAAGAGUGGAUCCAGAACAUGGACGUUGAUCACUUGCCCAAGGGGAGGAACCAGGCAUUCUAUCAUGUGCUAGUCUGUGACAAAUCGGUCCGCUACGUCGCCGAAGAGAACAUCGAGCCCAUGCCUCCAUAUACUGAACCCUCAGAAGGUAUCAUGAAGCUUGCGGGCCGCCACUUCAAGCGCUGGGAUGGAGAUGCGCACAUUUUCGUGAGUAACGUUCGCGACGAAUACCCCGAUGACUGA
Messenger RNA from Parastagonospora nodorum SN15, 1791 nucleotides. RefSeq lists its product as hypothetical. The transcript has 2 exons. The coding region runs from base 1 to 1791 and encodes 596 amino acids. The record is from RefSeq and is a predicted model, not a curated record. Gene Ontology annotation, molecular function: DNA binding; protein binding. NCBI's taxonomy places the organism in Eukaryota, Fungi, Ascomycota, Dothideomycetes, Pleosporales, Phaeosphaeriaceae.